Nematostella vectensis (starlet sea anemone) is the source of this 488-nucleotide messenger RNA. RefSeq lists its product as uncharacterized. NCBI's taxonomy places the organism in Eukaryota, Metazoa, Cnidaria, Anthozoa, Actiniaria, Edwardsiidae. The record is from RefSeq and is a predicted model, not a curated record. Bases 86 to 388 code for a protein of 100 amino acids. The transcript is spliced from 3 exons.
UGGUCUCCUUGCGCUUAUUGUUUUAAUGACGCAUCUAGCUUGCCGCCUGAAAAGUUAGUUUUCGAAACAUGGGAUUGGAAAGUGGAUGCUCAUGGAUGCCUCUCUUUCUGCUGGUUAUGAAUGCUUCCACUCGGGUCGGAGCAAUUCUGACAACGAAUGUGGCGUUAAGGAAACCAACCAAUCAGUGAAGCACCUACAACAUGGAUGGUCUUCCCGAACAUGCCGUGGAUGGGAACAGAGACGGAAUUUAUAUUCACAAAUCGUGUUCUUUGACUUUGAAGGAAAAAAGCCCUUGGUGGCGGGUCGACUUGCAGAAGAGUCACGUGAUCUUACGUCUCUUCGUUGUGAACAGGGCCGACUGCUGUGGCGUUUCACUCGACAACUUUGAGAUACGCAUCGGCGAUAGCCUUGUGAAUGACGGUAACGACAACCCAAGUUGUGGGUCAUCUUAUAUCAUCCCGCAAGGAAGGGGCAAGUACAUCGCCUGC